CUUAAAGACGUUUCAACGUUGUGUGUCAGCUCAAUCAAAAUUGAAAUUUGUGACGUAACUCAAAUACCGUAUAUUUCCAAAAUUCUAGUGUUACUCCAUAAUGGACUCCCGCCCGCACUGUCCGAAGCUGCCAUGGAUGAUAGACUUUCACAGUAACGAAGAUGGAGAAGUAUUCAACAGUCAGCACCAAGCGGCUUUUGCUCGUACAACUUACGAGUACCUCAGUGCUUUAAAUGUCAAGUCCAAACCGAGUCCAUUCAGAGCAACUAAGGUAUGAAAUGCAGUAAAUUUGAAAUUUCUCCAAAAAUACUUCCCAAUCCAAAAAUCGCCGUUAUUUAUGGUAGCAAAGACAAAAAGGGUGACACUGGAAGGUAUACCCAAAAGAUUUUUUCCUACAAUCAGCUUCGUGCAGGGCUCAACUGUAAAAAUCAACAUUCCACGCACGCAUCAAGAGCUGGUAUGCUCCAUUCCACCCUACAUCACCUGCAAUACACUGGAGGGACUGUUGGCCCUUGGCAUAUCAGUAGCUAGAAUAACUGCCGAUAAGCCUGGCAAAGUCAGAGAGGUAUUGUCUAAGGUCAGAACUGUUAACGAAAGUUACAGCAGAAGAUUAGGGAGGAUAAACCCACUUGCGAUCGCAUUGGAGGUGAAGGGGCCUGAGAUUCGAACUGGUCAGCUAAAUGGGAGUGACAAACAGAUUUACCUAAAAAAAGGAAACUUUACUAAGAUAACAACUAAUCCAUCCUACGAAGAGUUUGUCUGUAAAGAUUUGAUCUACGUAGAUUAUGAGAAAUUGCCAGAGGUGGUGCAACCAGGAGACAAGGUUUUACUGGACAAUGGAUCUGUAACGCUGACUGCCAUUGAAUGCGUGGAAAGUAUAAUAAGAUGUAUCGUAGAGAAGGCCGGAAGGCUACUGAGCAACGCAUCAGUGAUCAUACCUAAUGCACCAAUCGACUUGCCUCUUCUACCUCCAAGCGACAAGGAAUUACUCGACAUAACAGUUGGGGAGAACAUUGACUACUUGUUUGUAUCGGGCAUCACAGGCAAAGACGGCAUCUUCGAAAUCAGGGACCAGAUGGGGCAGCACUGCGAUUGCAUCCAGUUAGUCACUAAAGUAGAAUGCUCCACCGCUCUAGGGCACAUCGACGAGUUGAUCACGUUUUCCGAUGCUAUUUGCAUUGAUUGUGAUCGACUCAUGGUGGAGCUGCCCAAAGAGAAGGUGUUCUUAGCUCAAAAAUCCAUAUUAGCGAAGUGCAACUUGGCUGGCAAACCAGUGAUCUCAUCGAUCAACAUAUCCGACUUACGCUCAGUCUCAAAAUCAGAGCUGUCGGACAUAGCGAACGCUAUUAUAGAUGGCUCUGAUGCUCUGAUGAUUCCUCAAUCAGCCUGUACCAAAGAUAUCUUCAAUUCAAUUUGCGUUAUAUGUAAAGAAGCCGAACCAGCAGUUUACCAAAGGAAUAUCUUCGAAGAAUUGAUUACGAUCACGCCAGCACCCAUGGAAGCACUAUACGGAGUGGCUAUUUCUGCUGUGGAAGCCUCUUUGAGGACCAGUGCUGCCGCUAUCGUCUGCUUGACAUCUUCCGGAAGGACCGCUAAGUUACUUGCCAAAUUCAGGCCAAGAUGUCCGAUAAUCACCAUAACUAGGUACGCGAGAGUGGCCAGACAACUGAGCCUCUACAGAGGAAUAGAAGUGUUGAUCUACUUGAAAGCCUUCGAAGGCGAUUGGGAGGAAGACGUAAACAGAAGGGUUCAUCUGGGAAUAACUUAUGGCAAGUACAUGGGUUAUAUUCGUACUGCAGAUGCGGUGAUCUGCGUAACAGCCUCAAGACCGGAGUGUGGUAUGCCCAACACGAUGAGGAUUGUGUAUGCAUGAGGUUUUGACACUUGCCCAACAAAAGACAACUCAUGGACCUAUAGCUAUUUCUCUCUUCAUAGUUAUAAAUUAAUGUGGUGAAUAAAUACGUGUUUUGACAAAUUGUUGCAAUAUCAGUAGGUUCCGGGCCAAGCUGCGCAUCGGUCAAAAAAUGAACUCUCUGCCAAAAAAGGGCAAAAGCUUGACCGGUCGAAGAAGGUUUCGAAAAAUCAGCAUUCUCAACACAUUUUGCGGAUAUAUUGUGUACUGUUGGAGUGAAAAUGCACAAAAGCUC
Messenger RNA from Acanthoscelides obtectus, 2147 nucleotides. The record is from the annotation of a GenBank genome assembly. Lineage: Eukaryota; Metazoa; Arthropoda; Insecta; Coleoptera; Chrysomelidae.